Pygocentrus nattereri (red-bellied piranha) is the source of this 819-nucleotide messenger RNA. Its product is annotated as CD209 antigen-like protein C. The coding region runs from base 40 to 819 and encodes 259 amino acids. Gene Ontology annotation, molecular function: signaling receptor activity. Lineage: Eukaryota; Metazoa; Chordata; Actinopteri; Characiformes; Serrasalmidae. The record is from RefSeq and is a predicted model, not a curated record. The transcript has 6 exons.
AGCAGUGUACAGCAGAACAGCAGAGCUGAGCUGAGCGAGAUGGCCCGAGAGAAGACCUUUUACAAAGCGAACGCUGUUAGGGGUCAGGACAUCUACGCAAACAAGACAACAAGGACGAGGACGGAGAGGACAGGAAGCAGAUGUUCCAGACUGGCUGUGGUGUGUUUGGUAUUGCUGUGUGUUCUCCUGCUGACCACCACCAUAGUGUUCUACAAGUACUAUACUGAUGUGAAAGAAGAGAACCGUCAAACCGUCUUAACUUUGAAGGUGGAGAGAGAGACCCACUUAUCCAGUAUCAGAAACCUGACUAAAGAACGAGACCAGCUAAAAAGCAGCUACCAGAAUCUGACUGAGGAGAGAGACCAGAUGAAGAAAACCAUGAAUGAGUUAAAAGACAAGCUAAUGAGCGUUAACAAUGUGACUGAGAAGGUCAAUUUAGAAGGGUGGAAGAAAUAUGGAAGCAGGUAUUACUACUUCUCUGCUGAGGAGAAGAGCUGGAAUGAGAGCAGGCAGGACUGCAGAGAGAGAAGAGCAGAUCUGGUGAUCAUAAACAGCAGAGAGGAACAGGAGUUCAUUAAGAAGGGAAGCAGAGAUGUCUGGAUUGGUCUGAGUGAUGAAGAAAUAGAAGGAAAGUGGAAGUGGGUGGAUGGAUCAGCACUGACCACUGAGUUUUGGAUGAGUGGUGAACCCAAUAAUGCUAAUGGCGGAGAGGACUGUGCUGUGUUUCUACUCUGUUCUCCUACAAUGAAGACAUGGAAUGAUUUACCCUGCAUUCACAAAGUAGCCUGGGUCUGUGAAUCUACAUUGCCUCCUUCAUAA